AUGUACCCGAAUUUGCUUUUCAUACCAACGACGCUACAACAACAACAACAACAACAACAACAACAACAACAACAACAACAACAACAACAACAACAACAACAACAACAACAACAACAACAACAACAACAACAACAACAACAACAACAACAACAACAACAACAACAACAACAACCACAACCGGCAGAACAAACCUCAAGCACAUCGCUACUGUGA
Molecule: messenger RNA, 213 nt
Organism: Closterium sp. Yama58-4
Lineage: Eukaryota; Viridiplantae; Streptophyta; Zygnematophyceae; Desmidiales; Closteriaceae
Source: the annotation of a GenBank genome assembly